UUUAACUUUGGCUGUCACCAUCCUCAUCCCAUCUAACUGAUGUUGGGCAAAAAUUCUAUUGCGCGCCUCCAGAUAUGCCCGCAUCUUUUCCUCGUACGGACCGCUCCGCUGUCAUCCUGGUGGGCACCUGUGUCGAGCGCGAUUCGCCCACUUGCUCCGCACUCCGACGGCCGUUUCCCGUGCAAUCGGGACAGGUUGGACUAUAGGUGUCGGGCCUGCCACACCUAUAACAGAAGACGCGCCUUUCCGGUGACAUGCAGUCGCGGAAACUAUGGCCGGCUUGUCUGCAGUUCCAGCAAACUAACGCCUGUUGCGGACGCCUUUCCAAACGCGCCUCUUCAACUACGCCGAAAUCCGCCGACUCCUCGCCGUUAGUGUCGUCGACCAACUCCUCCACUGCCGGUGGACGGUUUCCGCCACAAAAAAAGUGUGCCGCUGCGUGUUGGGAACACGCCUUCUCGCCGCUGGACCAUAGCUUCCACCUCUACGCAUUCGUCACAUGGUGCUGUGUGGAGACGCGACGCCAGUUUCCUCAUGGCAUGGAAGUACUCCUCAACGCUUUCGCUUGCCUUCUGCCGUCUUUCGCGCAAUUGACGCAUGCGCUCGAAUUCAUCGGCGGCGCCUUUAAAACGGGACAGCAUGCUUCGUUUUAGUUCCCAGUGUCCCAGUGUACUGCUGGUGCUAUGGACGGCCUCGGAGGAGUGUGCAUCAGGCCACCGGUGGAAAAACCUACGGCUCCUUCUAGGUGUUCCUCCAGAUCAUCAUUUCUGGCAGUUCUCGACCUUGUGUUAUACGCCCGCGCAGAAUCCUUCUCCAUUUCAAUCCAAAAAAAAAUACGCUCUGUUUUUUUAUAAUAUUUAUUUAUAUUUUGGAUUAUGAAUUGUUCAGCUUUCAAGCAGGCCCCGAAGAAAAAUUCGUAU
Molecule: messenger RNA, 920 nt
Organism: Scaptodrosophila lebanonensis
Lineage: Eukaryota; Metazoa; Arthropoda; Insecta; Diptera; Drosophilidae
Exons: 3
Coding region: 255-653 (132 amino acids)
Source: RefSeq, a predicted model, not a curated record